This is a messenger RNA of Halichondria panicea, 5422 nucleotides long. Its product is annotated as mucin-4-like. The record is from RefSeq and is a predicted model, not a curated record. Lineage: Eukaryota; Metazoa; Porifera; Demospongiae; Suberitida; Halichondriidae. The transcript is spliced from 14 exons. Bases 149 to 5347 code for a protein of 1732 amino acids.
UUCUUUUACUCCAAUAAAGGCACACUCGCACAUGGUGACGUUGAAGUGUCGAAGACAAACGUUGCUAGAGCGUUCUUCUUAACCUUAACCUUAAACCAAAAUGCUGUAGAGGCGCUAAAGAAGCUGCGAGUGAAAGGUCCAAUCAAACAUGAGCCUUAAUUGCGGUGUAACGCAAGCGUCUGGUGGAGACAGCCAGCCCAACUCUCCUACAGACAUGGUGUCCAGCAUGACUCAGAGUCAAAUGAAGAAUUUUCUGACCCUCAAAAACAAGAUUAUUCGAACAGAUGACCUCAUUAAACGUCAUAAAGAUGUGCUGAGUCAGCUAACGGAAACGCAGACUCGACUGGUUUCCACGGAGAAGGGAGCGAGGGGGCUCAAGGCUGAGCUCCACGUGCUACAUCAGGAGAAGAGAAAGCUGGUUGCGUCACUAACGAUGUUACGUGAGGAGGUGGCCAGCCUGGGAGAUAGUAAGAGAGAGGAAGAGCAGCUAGUUCAACAGCUCAAGGCGAAGCUCGAUAUUCUGGAGAGGAAGAACAAACAGUACGAGAAGAAAGCGGGAAAUGCUCAGGGACUCUUAGACGAGAAGGAGAAAUGGAAGAAUAUGUAUCAGAAACUGAAGAGGGAACAUAAAUCUUACAGAAGCCGUACCAACUCUCGCAAGAACAGUCCAAUGUGUCCCCUCGUUAGUCCACCAUACUUAUCGUCCUCCGAGGAACUGACUCCGCCCACUCCAUCACCCCCAAUCACUUUUACUGUCGAGGAAACCAAGAAAAAAACUGUUGUGCGUGAAGAAUUGUUUGUGAAUGAAUCUAGAUGCCUUGGUGUCGAAUACUCUCUUGAGGAUUAUAUGGUACCCAUUCAAAUGGAGCAUUCCCCAGAAGACGCUACAGAGGCAACAAAGAAGAAGUGUGCUAUACUGAAAAUGCCUGAGUUCUUACUACCGCCUGAAAAAAUGCCACAACCGGAAGUUAAUACAGAGAAAGCAAACGUCGAUUCUUUUAAUGGUGAUAUACAUGUAAAUUCCCCAGAAGACGCUACAGAGGCAACAAAGAACAAGUGUGCUAUACUGAACAUGCCUGAGUUCUUACUACCGCCUAAAAAAAUGUCGCAACCAGAAGUUAAUACAGAGAAAGCAAACGUCGAUUCUUUUGAUGAUGAUAUGGUACCAAAGCAUUCCCCAGAAGACGCUAUAGAGGCUACAAAGAACAAGUGUGCUCUGAACAUGCCUGAGUUCUUACUACCGCCUAAAAAAAUUUUGCAAUUGGAAGUUAAUACUGAAAAAGCAAACGUCAAUUCUUUUGUGCAAGAUGAACUUGUUUCAGCUAAGGAUAUCACGGACCAUGCUCCAAUACACGUCCAAGACGUGAUGGUCGCCAAGCGUCUUGAAGUCACUGAUCCAGAACAUUCGAUCACAUGUCCUCAUAUAUGCGAACGUCUAAGGAGUCCCACUGUAGCCCCUCCCCUUUCUCUGUCAAACCAGUUAUUUGGUGACAGUGACUCGGACAAUGCUCUGAGUGUGUCUGAUGACUCAAGCGACGAUGAACGCGAUGACCUGGCCGAAAUGUUGGAAUCUAAAACCACCACCCCCAAAGACAACGAUAUAACGAACAAACCUGCAAGCUCGAUAAACAAGAAAAAUUUUGCGAAUAUCACUACAGUAGGGUCAGCUGCUGAUGAUGAAGUAUCGACUUCACCAAUGGAGGAUUGCAAUAUUAGCAUUAGUGAGACUAAUGUCAAUUCCAUUAUUACUAGCGAGGUUAUAGUUGCAGAGGAGGAACAGAUGGCAACUGGGCACGUUAGCUCUAUGACUGAGGGAUCUAAUUUUAUCGUGCCGUGCGUGGAGGUGGAGUCUGUUGCCGCGGAUACACUCAGCAGCGAAGACGAAAUGGAUGUUAGUUUCAACGAAGGCUCUGUAUUUGUCCUCUCUCCCCUGCCACAAUCUCCUAUCGAUAUGGACGCCCACGACCGCUCACUGGACACGCCCAUUUCUCCACUCCCUAUAUCCCCUACGAAUGAACUCCCUCUCUCUCCCCUACCACAAUCUCCUGUCCAAUCACAUGACGACGAUGAGGACAUGACUCUCUCCCCUCUGCCACCGUCUCCUAUCCAAUCACACAACGACAAUGAGGACAUGACUCUUUCCCCUCUGCCACCGUCUCCAAUUAAUUUCCGCUUGCAUUCUGGCGUCAUUUCUCCAUUACCUAAUUCACCUGUCUCCGCUCCAGGGUCAAAGGUUAUUACUCCACUACCAGCUUCUCCUGUUUCCGUGCGGCGACUGACCAAUUUAGCACCUCUCAAUUUUGCUGACACUGCACCCUGUGGAGUACAAGCCCCCACACCUUGUAACGUUGUGGUCAUGGUAACUAGUCAGAGUGAGGAGUACAGAGAGACCACACCCACCAGAAGCGAGCUAGUACUAUCAGAUGGAAGCCCGUUCUCUCCACCUCCACUCUUUAUAGAUUCAACAAAGUAUUGUGAACUGGUCAGCUCUUACUGUGAAGAAACUCAGAACGCAGCGAAAGCCACGGUAACAGUAGAUACACUGGACUUGAGUGCCUCAGGAGAUGUUGAUAAUGGCGGAUACUCUAGCGACUCAGAUAAGGUUCCCUUUAUUGGACCUGUGCUGCCUCCAGCCCACCCUCUGAACAACAUACCCAUUGCCCCGCCCAUUGACACACCUUUUUCAAUAGACUCACAAAACUAUUCUACUCUAACUGUUCCUACGGCUACUUCGAUUCCACUAAAUGACAAAUACAAGUUGGACCACUCCACGAGAUCCUCCACGAGAUCAGCUACUAACAAUCAGAACUCCACAAACAAACAGCUGCCCGGUGGUAAUACGAAAAAAAAGAAGGGGAAAAUUAACCCAUUCCAAAAACCAGUGCCUAAAAACAACAGCAACAGCACGAGUUUUGAUGACCUACUCCAGUCCUUCCGGCAGACAUCACAGGUCACAAACCCUGCACCUCGUGUGGUUAGCAACACACAACAGACAUCACAGGUCAAGAACCCUACACCUCGUGUAGUUAGUAACAUGCGCCAGCCAUCACAGGUCACAAACCCUGCACCUCCUGCAGCUAGCAACACUCACCAGCACACUCUGAAACAAGAUCGAAGAAUCUCUGCCUCUGUUGAAGUGCCUCCCAGUAGUAAGAGACCUCGACUCACUUCCUCCACUUCCUCCACCUCCUCCACUGUCAGCAGCACUCCUCUACUCUGCUCACAGCUACCACGGGCCACACCUGUACAAGCGUUACCAGGAUACCAAGGGGAUUCCCCUACGGACACGGCUACUUCAAAGGGGACUUUCCCUCCUUGCUAUCGACUGAGAUCGAGAAAAGUGGACUUUUUCGAGACGGUGAAGCGAAGAAAAAAGUCGAGCAGCUGCAGCGAUGACAGCCUCUCCAAUGAGACACCUGUGCGCGAGGGUAAUAGUGACUCUAUCAGUGUGCCCCAGGGUAUCCAUGGCGACGCUAUCCUCUCCGAUGGUGAACUUAGCGAAAGUGAAGAGGAAAAAAGCAACCAAAAACCACCCCCUGUAUCCAUGAUAACCAGAAAGAGACGUCAUACGGACGGUGCUACUGGACAGGAGGAGGACCAGACACCCUCCAGCUCACCGCUGCAACUGCUAGCUCCUCCCACACUCCUACAAUCAGACCUCUCUCACGUCAACUGUGGGUACGGGAAGAAAGAAACUGAAGUGUCUCAAACUAAGGCUGCAACCCAGACUCAGAGUGUUGAUGAUAUAUUCAGUACCAAUCUUCCACUACUGGGGCAGUCAAAGUUGUCCCUGGCCACACCCACUGUCACGCCCAUUCAACAUAGUGGUCUGUCGAUAGUCCAGCAACAACUUCCUGUGUGGCUGAACUGUCCCCUCCCACUUCCUGACUGGUUGGUGGCGGCGAUGGUGGGCUUACCGGGGUUGAUGAACAAGAGUCAUGCCAAUGUGGUCAAUACUCCAAAUGUGGGAGGGAAGAAGAAGAAGAAGCGUACAUUUGUUGUUAAGGAUCCCAUACAGAGACAGAGCAGCCAAAAACCUUCUGCUUUCAUUCUGGCUAAUCUAGAGCGUCUGGUGUUGGGUCAGAUCUACCUGUCCGCCAUUAUCCCCAUGCUCUCUGAUCUCAAGCACAUCUCCUCAUCCUCCGUCCUCAUCAAAGCAAUCAUCGAGUUUCUCCUCCACCAUUACAUGCCGUCAGUCGACGUAGUGGUAAAGCUGUACCACGACCAGUGUGACUCAGUCCGUACCUCCCCCCACGAUUGUCAACCCCUCAACCCUUCAUUCCCACCCGCCCUCCUCAAGCCAGAGUGUCAGCUGUUAGCUCUCUUUGUUCACUUGCCACGUAUGAACAGCAAUAUGGCCACCUUCUUGUCUGAGCUGAGCACUGCAUUAUACCAGACCAUUGUGACUCCUGGAAUGAAAUUUCAUCAAUUGGCAGCUGCCGUUCGAUUGUUCACUGGAGUGUGUCGUCUCCAAGGUGACUCAGAGAGGGUGCUAUUCAUGUGCUUUGAUCUAGUGAGGAAGCCCCUCCUUGUUAACGAGCUACUCGUCAUCUCUGGAGUGGCAAGCGUUUGGCCACUGCCGUUAGCACGAUACUCAGGACUGAUAGUUCAAUCUGAUGGAAUACCCGAGGUGAAGGAGCUUGAGAAGCAGACCCUGUGUUUCACCCUGGAGACAGUCAUCAUGACCAUGGUUAAAGAGAAGGCCUCUAAACUCAACUCUUCACUCUCCCCUCACAUGCACACUCUGUGUGGGUGGGUCCACGUGAGUGACAACACUGUUAACCUCCUCACUGAGAAACUACUGCACAUGCUCAAUACUAGCUCUGCCGUGUACAUCGACCAACCUCCCCCGCCCCCAUCACCAUGGAGACGGCCUCGGCCAAGUGUUCAAGCAUUCCAUAUUGUUCACAGCCUCCGACUACUCUCAUACUCUCGAGGAUGGGUGUGGACUAACGACACUCUCAUUAGAGCUCAUCUUUGGCCGAUUCUUAAGAAGUGGAAUAGCAGCGAGGGGUCAGAGGUCAAGGACGCAGCUGCAGUGUGCGUUGUACGCCUCAUUGGCUUUGUGUCGUCUCAAGGUGUGACAGCUGACCCUCUCUCCUCGUCCAUAUUACAGCUGCAACGAGUUCUGAUUGCCCUACUCACAAAGUCCACUCCGGGAGGCUUCUCCGCUCUGCAGCUGGCUGCCGUAGACUCUUUGCUUGAACUUUGCCCCCCGGCUCACCCCCGAGCUGCCGAGGCAGUGGGUGUGGUCAGGGUGUGGCUGAAUGGUCUGUGUAAACAUGCAGUGAACAGUUUAGCGAAAGAGUUCAAUGAACGAUUAUUAGUCUAUCGUGUUGGCUCAUGAUUUUUUUUAUUUUUAUGAUUGUGCUUCCUUUUGUUUGAUUCUCUGUACCAUAAUUGUAUUUUGCUUUUCCUCUGA